CCUUUACGCGGCUCCCGUUGAAACAGCUGUCCACCAGCUCCGGAGGGACCAGCUUCUGAAAUUCAGUUGGAGCUCAUCCAUCAAUAACACUUUCUGACACCCGACUAACACCAAACACAAACGAACCACGACGACACCGUUUGACUUUGAGGCGAUUCCGACCACUCCGAAACAACUAUCGACGUGUUCCCAACCUCCAACCAACUUACCACUGAAGCAUUCGUCAUCCCUAUACCUACGCAUUCGACCAGCAGACGAAACAACCGACAAGAUGUCCAGAUCCGGCUACGAUGCAGUCGUAGACGUCGACGACGAGGGCGACCUAGGCCACACCGACCUCCAAGAAGAUCUCGAGUUCCACCAAUCCAACUUCUCCGAAUCCUCCCCCCUCGGGCGCAAGGGAACCAAGUCCACCCAACACACCACCACCUCCACCUCCUCCUCCGGCGGCGGCCUCGGCCUGCUCCCCGCGCCCGUAACCGCCACUUCGAACUCCAACUCGGGCUCCAGCAAGCGCUUCCUCUGGACGCUGUCCUUCUACGCGCAGUUCUUUGACGUCGACACGUCCAGCGUGCUGCAGCGGUGCUGGGCGGCGCUGUACCCGCGGGCGAACUUCUUGGACGUGCUGGAGGGAAAUCCGGAUCUGUACGGCCCGUUUUGGAUCGCGACGACGGUGGUGUUUAUUUUGUUUUUGGGCGGGACGAUUAGUGAUUAUUUGGCGCAGACGGGGCAUGAGCCUUUUGCUUAUGAUUUUCGGUUGUUGAGCGGUGCCGCUGGUCUCAUCUACGGCUACACCUUCGUCCUGCCAGUCGCUUUGUACCUCGCCCUGCGGUACUUUGGCUCGGAAUCCGCCAACUUGCUCGAGUGCUGGGCUUUGUACGGUUAUUCCAACCUCAUCUGGAUCCCGGUGGCGCUGAUUAGCUGGUCGCCGAUUACUAUCCUUAACUGGGUGUUUGUGGGCGUUGGGUUCGGUGUGUCGGUUGCUUUCCUGCUCAGGAACCUGUAUCCUGUGCUCAGCGCUACCGAUCGCCAGACGAGCAAGGUGUUGUUGUUCGUUGUGGUGGCGCUGCACUUUGGCUUGGCCCUAGCCAUCAAGGUGCUCUUCUUUGCGCAUGGAAGCCCGGCGUUGAAGGAUGGUCCGAAGGGAGCUGCCCCUGGUGGUGGGGAUGCGAAGCCUGCUGAUCCGGCUACGAUGAUGAUGUUCUAGGGGAAGGGGGGAAGCACAUAAGGGAGACUGGCUUAAUAGGUAGGGGUAAGUCUGGAACUGUGAUUUUGUAUCUGAUAUAUGAUGUUUUACUACUAUCAUCAUCACCGAAAGCUUUUGGGAAGGCGUUUGCCGUGAUUGGUAUCUUGGAAGUCAUAUUUUAAAGUUCAAUCAGAUUAUAAAACCAUGAAAGUUUUGAUAAAU
Molecule: messenger RNA, 1408 nt
Organism: Neurospora tetraspora
Lineage: Eukaryota; Fungi; Ascomycota; Sordariomycetes; Sordariales; Sordariaceae
Exons: 3
Coding region: 272-1207 (311 amino acids)
Biological process (GO): vesicle-mediated transport
Cellular component (GO): Golgi apparatus; membrane
Molecular function (GO): small GTPase binding
Source: RefSeq, a predicted model, not a curated record